AUGGCUUUUGGGAUUUCAUGUUGUGCUGUAGAGAUGAUGCAUAUCGCUGGUCUACGCUACGAUGAAGAUCGCCUAGGUCUCCUGUUUCGAGCUUCCACGAGGCAGUCAGGUUUAAUGAUCGUUGCCGGUACGCUUACCUACAAAAUGAUACCUCAUUCUAUGGGUAGCUGUGCGAAUGGUGGCGGCUACUAUCAUUACAGCUACUCUGUGGUACAUGGGUGUGAUAGGGUCGUUCCGGUAGACGUCGAUGUUCCUGGGUGCCCACCGACUGCCGAGGCUCUACUUUAUGGAAUUCUUCUUAUCCAAAAAAAUGUAUGGAACCGAAUGGUGACACGAAUGUGA
This is a messenger RNA of Aspergillus alliaceus, 342 nucleotides long. Its product is annotated as NADH-quinone oxidoreductase. The record is from RefSeq and is a predicted model, not a curated record. Gene Ontology annotation, biological process: electron transport coupled proton transport; mitochondrial respiratory chain complex I assembly; aerobic respiration. Gene Ontology annotation, molecular function: NADH dehydrogenase (ubiquinone) activity; iron-sulfur cluster binding. NCBI's taxonomy places the organism in Eukaryota, Fungi, Ascomycota, Eurotiomycetes, Eurotiales, Aspergillaceae. The transcript has 3 exons. The coding region runs from base 1 to 342 and encodes 113 amino acids.